AUGGGGAAUGCCGAGAGAACGCACGAAAUUGAAGGGCGAGAAACAAGCUCCCAAGUGGACAAAUCAGCCAUUGUUGGAAGAGAAAAUGAUAUAAAUGAAAUAUUGAGGAUGUUGCUAAAUGAAACUAGUGAUGUGGUAAACGAGGUGCCCAUUGUCAUUUCUAUUGUUGGAAUGGGGGGUUUGGGCAAGACCACCCUUGCUCAGCUCGCCUACAACAAUGGGGAUGUGAAGAGGCAUUUGGACAUCAGGAUGUGGGUGUGUGUUUCCAACGAUUUUGAUGUGAAACAAAUUGCGAAAUCAAUCAUAGAAUCUGCAACUGGGUCUGGUUGCGAGUCAUUAGCCUUGUCCCCAUUGCAGGAUCGGCUUCAAGGUAUAUUGCAAGCAAAGCAAUUCUUGCUUGUACCCGACGACGUUUGGAGCAAUGACAGCGAGAAGUGGGACAAGCUGAGAGUUCCCUUUCAAGCUGGUAAACCUGGGAGUCGAAUCAUCGUGACCACUCGUAUGGAAUAUGUUGCAUCAACAAUGGGAAGCUCUCACAUACACAAACUGCUGGCCUUAUCAGAUGAUGAAUGCUGGUUAUUGUUCAACUGUAGAGCGCUCGAGCAUCAGAGUGCAGAGGAGCAUUUGGAGCUAGAAGUGAUUGGAAGGGAAAUUGUAAAGAAGUGUGGAGGGGUGCGUCUCGCAGCAAAGAAAAUAUCAAGUGCCUUGCGCCUGAGAAAGACAACAAGGGAGUGGGAGGUUGUCUUGGGUAGCGAGAUAUGGAAUUCAGAAGGCAUUUUACCAGCUUUGUGGCUAAGCUACCAAGACUUGCCUCCUGCUAUGAAGCAGUGUUUCGUGUAUUGCUCUGUUUUUCCUAAAGAUAGGAUGAUAUGGAAGGAUAGGCUAGUCAAGUUAUGGGCAGCACAAGGUUUCAUCCGUUCUGAGGAAAGCGGAGAGAUUGAGGAGAUUGGUGGGCUGUAUUCUGCUGAUUUAUUAAGACGCUUAUUGCUCCAAGAUGCAGAACUUGACGAUUACAAGAACAUAGUCAUUUGCAAGAUGCAUGAUUUAGUUCAUGAUCUUGCACAAUUUGUUUCAGGAAGUGACUGUUCAACGGUGGAGAUCAGAAAACAAGCCUCAUCAAACCUAAACAAUAUCCGCCAUUCUUUUUUAAUUUUCAGUGAUGAAGCUGGUGAAGUGGCUUCCAUUCCGGUCACGUUAUUUAAGGCCCACAAGUUGCGGACGUUGCUACGAGACUCAAGAAUCUCCAGGGUUCCACAGAAUUUAUUUCAUCAUUUGAGAUACCUUAGGGCAUUGGACUUGAGUGGUGCUCGCAUUCAGAAAUUGUCUCGAACAAUAGGACGGUUGAAACACCUGAGAUAUCUUGAUUUAUCUUACACAGACAUAGUGGAGCUGCCAGAGGAGGUGAGUAAUUGCAUAAAUUUACAGACCCUGAGACUCAACCGCUGUGAAAAGCUAAAAAAACUUCCUAGAGGGAUGAGAAAAAUGAUUAGCCUAAGACAUCUAGAAAUAAUAUGCACUUUCAUGCUGAUGUACUUACCGCAGGGUAUUGGAAGACUAACUGGCCUUCGGACAUUAACAGAGUUCAUUGUGGGAGGUGGUGAUGAAGGAUGUAAUUGCAGAGAACUGAAAUACCUCAAUCAUCUUCAAGGAAGUCUUCGAAUUAAAGGCGUGGGAAAAGUCAGGAGCAGGGAUGAAGCUAGGGAGGCAGAACUGGAUAAGAAGCAGCACCUUCAUGCUCUAACCUUGAAAUAUGGAUAUGAUGAACGAUUGGAUGAUGAUGAGGACGUGCUUGAAAUCCUCAAGCCCCACACAAACUUGAAAGAGUUUAUAAUACGGUCUUACAAAGGUUCCAAGCUUCCCAAGUGGAUAGAGGAUCCAGUGCUCUCUAAUCUAGUCAAGGUGAAACUCAUGCGCUGUGACAAGUGUAAUCAGCUGCCAGGUCUUGGGAAACUACUGUCCCUUAUAUACCUUCACAUACAUUCAUUGAAGGAAGUGAGAAAGGUGGGUGGCGAGUUUAGUGGGGAUGCUAACAAUGAUGGAAGUGGUGGUGUUGUCUCAUUCCCCAAGCUGGAGACCCUCUUCUUCUUCAAAAUGCCAAAUUGGGAGGAGUGGGAAUUGCCAGAGGGAGAUGGACAGAUUAUGCCAUCACUUGUAGAAUUAAGAUUAAAAUCGUGCCCAAAGAUAAAGGCGUUGCCACGCAACCUUCCGCCUCUCCUCCAGAGGCUGAGUUUAGGAAUAAGUAAUGAUGGAUUGUCAUUAGAAGCACCCUUACCCAUCUUCCUCAACCUUAACCAUUUGGAGAUUUGGGGUAAUGAUGAGCUAACAUCACUACCUGGUGGUUGGUUGGGACAACUCAAAGCCCUCCAAACUCUGCAAAUCAACAAUUGUAACUGGAUGGAGUCUCUACCAGAAGAGUUGCAAAACCUCACCAUGCUUCAACAAUUGAGGCUUGCAUCCUGUCGAGUCUUAGAAGAGCGCUAUCAAGAUGGAGGAGAAGAUCGGGACAAGAUUGCCAACAUCCCAAGUAUCAAAAUUGGUUGA
Messenger RNA from Magnolia sinica, 2541 nucleotides. Its product is annotated as putative disease resistance protein RGA3. Gene Ontology annotation, molecular function: ADP binding; protein binding. The transcript has a single exon. The coding region runs from base 1 to 2541 and encodes 846 amino acids. The record is from RefSeq and is a predicted model, not a curated record. Gene Ontology annotation, biological process: defense response to other organism. NCBI's taxonomy places the organism in Eukaryota, Viridiplantae, Streptophyta, Magnoliopsida, Magnoliales, Magnoliaceae.